AUGUCGUACAACAACAUCGGACUAACGACCCCGCGAGGCUCAGGCACGUCGGGAUACGUCCAACGGAACCUGUCCCAGCCCCGGCCCUCGGACGACUACCGGGGGAAGAAGCCCAACGAGCGCUAUGCCGACGACGGAGGCCCGGGCGGAGGCCUGCGCAAGCCCGACCAGUCCAUCCUCGACCACGAGCGCAAACGAAGGGUCGAGAACAAGUGCGUCGAGCUUCAGCUCGAGCUCGAGGAAGAAGGCCUCGACGAGCAGGUCGUCGAGGAGCGUGUCGCACAACUGCGCCAGAAACUGCUCAAGGAAGACUCCCUCCUCCGUUCCUCCGGGCCCCUCAAACCCCACGAAUCCCACGAGAUUGCGGCGAUGAAGCAGAAAGAAAACGACAAGUUCAGGAGCGCGCUCCGUGUCCGUGGCACAUACGUCGAGGGUCAGGCCUUCGACCGCGAACUCCAGGCCCAGCGGAAAGCACAGGCGAUCGAGGAGCGUCAGAUGCGCGAAGCCGAGCAUGCCGCCCGGGGGAUCCAGUCACGAGGCUCCCGUGGGCGUGAGAAACCUUACGAUAAACCGCUCUGA
This is a messenger RNA of Puccinia triticina, 579 nucleotides long. RefSeq lists its product as uncharacterized. The transcript has 3 exons. Lineage: Eukaryota; Fungi; Basidiomycota; Pucciniomycetes; Pucciniales; Pucciniaceae. The record is from RefSeq and is a predicted model, not a curated record. Bases 1 to 579 code for a protein of 192 amino acids.